CCCGAGUGGCCGCCGUGCCCGGGAGCCCGGCCCGGCCCCGCCCGCUGGGGCCCCCUCGGGCCCAGGCCUCCGGGAGGGGGGCGGGGACGCCCAACUUGGGGCGCGGCACAGACCCGCUCUCCCGAGAUCGCGGAGCCCGGGAGAGCCACGGCUGCGGCCAGACGGCGGGAGAGGAACGUGGAGACAGGAGGCGGCCGGCGGCUUCCGAGCUGCUGCCCGGGCCUCCGCAAGAGCGCGAAUUAUUUUCAAAGGACUCAAACUUUCCUCCUUCCCCUGCUGGCUGCGGUCCCUCUUGCUUUGGAAUCGUUCUCCGGAUUCCCGCGGGGGCGCCGGGACGCGAUCGCCUCCUCCGGAUUCCUCGGCGGCAGCUCGGCUAACUUCGUGGACCCGGGGACCCGGAGCGCUCGCCCUGCGGCCGAAUUCAGUCCUCGCUGCUCCUGCGGUCGACAGGACCGGGACCUGGGGCGUCCUCGCCUCCAGGAAGGGCGCCUAGCCCCGCUCCCUUGGGUCGGGCCGCCGAGCCCUCCGCACCCACUGCAGGACUGGAGCCAGCGGAUUAACCUGGCUCCACCAAGGGAACAAGUUUGUCAGGCAUCGGUGGCCUGUUGGAUCGGAGCUCGGCCGCCGCAACAGAGAGUACCCCCGCGGUCGGCACCCUCGGCAGACAGCCUUGGAGACCCGGGGCUGCUAGGUGGCCGAGCUUUCUGGGGCAGGGAGCUGGCUGCUGCGCCCGGUGCGUAGAAGCACCAGGGUCUCGGCCAGCGCCCCCUGUACCCCCACCUCCGCAGCUGCCCCGUGGGAAGAGGACAGAGCCGAGUCGCCGCCUGCUCAGACUCUUGCUCUCGGUCGCCACGCUCUCUGUCGCGUCUCAGCAAAAAGGAGGGAAGGCAGAGGGCAUCGCGGUGCCCCGGCGGAUGCGCCCCCCGCCGCCUCUCAGGCUGCGCCGCCUCGCGGGGAUGAAGCACUGGCCGUGAAGAUGGAGGUGACCUGCCUUCUACUUCUGGCGCUGAUCCCCCUCCACUGUCGGGGACAAGGAGUCUACGCUCCAGCCCAGGCCCAGAUUGUGCACGCGGGGCAGGCCUGUGUGGUAAAGGAGGACAACAUUAGCGAGAGAGUCUACACCAUCCGGGAGAGCGACACCCUGGUGCUGCAGUGCCUGGUCUCUGGGCACCCUCGGCCCCAGGUGCGGUGGACCAAGACGGCUGGCAGCGCAUCCGACAAGUUCCAGGAGACAUCGGUGUUCAACGAGACGCUGCGGAUCGAGCGCAUCGCCCGCACGCAGGGCGGCCGCUACUACUGCAAGGCGGAGAACGGCGUGGGCGUGCCGGCCAUCAAGUCCAUCCGUGUGGAUGUGCAGUACUUGGAUGAGCCCGUGCUGACGGUGCACCAGACAGUGAGCGACGUCCGCGGCAACUUCUACCAGGAGAAGACGGUGUUUCUGCGCUGCACUGUCAGCUCCAACCCCCCUGCCCGCUUCAUCUGGAAGAGGGGCUCUGACACCCUGUCCCACAGCCAGGACAAUGGGGUUGACAUCUACGAGCCUCUCUACACUCAGGGGGAGACAAAGGUCUUGAAGCUGAAGAACCUGCGACCCCAAGACUAUGCCAGCUACACCUGCCAGGUGUCCGUGCGAAACGUGUGUGGCAUCCCAGAUAAGGCUAUCACCUUCCGGCUCACCAACACCACAGCACCACCAGCCUUGAAGCUGUCUGUGAACGAAACUCUGGUGGUGAACCCUGGCGAGAAUGUGACAGUGCGGUGUCUGCUGACAGGCGGCGAUCCCCUCCCCCAGCUGCACUGGUCCCACGGACCUGGCCCACUGCCCCUGGGCGCUCUGGCUCAGGGUGGCACCCUUAGCAUCCCUUCAGUACAGGCCCGGGACUCCGGCUACUACAACUGCACAGCCACCAACAAUGUAGGCAACCCAGCCAAGAAGACGGUCAACCUGCUGGUGCGAUCCUUGAAGAAUGCCACCUUCCAGAUCACCCCCGAUGUGAUCAAAGAGAGCGAGAACAUUCAACUCGGCCAGGACCUGAAACUAUCAUGCCACGUGGAUGCGGUGCCCCAGGAGAAGGUGACCUACCAGUGGUUCAAAAAUGGCAAGCCAGCACGCAUGUCCAAGCGGCUGCUGGUGACCCGCAACGACCCCGAGUUGCCUGCCAUCACCAGCAGCCUGGAGCUCAUUGACCUGCACUUCAGCGACUACGGCACCUAUCUGUGCGUGGCUUCCUUCCAGGGAUCACCGGUGCCUGACCUCAGCAUUGAGGUCAACAUCUCCUCUGAGACAGUGCCGCCCACCAUCAGUGUGCCCAAGGGCCGUGGGGUGGUGACCGUGCGCGAGGGCUCUCCUGCCGAGCUCCAGUGCGAGGUGCGGGGCAAGCCCAGGCCACCGGUGUUGUGGUCUCGCGUGGACAAGGAGGCCGCCCUGCUGCCCUCGGGGCUGGCCCUGGAAGAGACCCCGGACGGGAAACUGCGGCUGGAGCGCGUGAGCCGCGACAUGAGUGGCACCUACCGCUGCCAGACGGCUCGCUACAAUGGCUUCAACGUACGACCCCGGGAGGCUCAGGUGCAGCUGACAGUGCACUUCCCACCAGAGGUGGAGCCCAGUUCCCAGGACGUGCGCCAGGCGCUGGGCCGUCCGGUGCUCCUGCGCUGCUCGCUCCUGCGCGGCAGCCCCCAGCGCAUCGCCUCGGCCGUGUGGCGCUUCAAAGGACAGCUGCUGCCCCCUCCACCUGUUGUCCCCGCCGCCACCGAGGCCACCGAUCACGCCGACCUGCGCCUGGACACCCUGACCCGUGACAGCAGCGGCAGCUACGAGUGCAGUGUUUCCAACGACGUGGGCUCAGCCACCUGCCUCUUCCAGGUCUCCGCCAAAGCCUACAGCCCGGAGUUUUACUUCGACACCCCCAACCCCACCCGCAGCCACAAGCUGUCCAAGAACUACUCCUACGUGCUCCAGUGGACGCAGAGGGAGCCAGACGCCGUGGAUCCCGUGCUCAACUACAGACUCAGUAUCCGCCAGUUGAAUCAACACAAUGCCAUAGUCAAGGCCAUCCCUGUGCGGCGUGUGGAGAAGGGGCAGCUGCUGGAGUACAUCCUGACUGACCUGCGUGUGCCCCACAGCUAUGAGAUCCGCCUCACACCCUACACCACCUUCGGGGCUGGUGACAUGGCUUCCCGAAUCAUCCACUACACAGAGCCCAUCAACUCGCCCAACCUAUCAGACAACACCUGUCACUUCGAGGAUGAGAAGAUCUGCGGGUACACCCAGGAUCUGACGGACAACUUUGACUGGACACGGCAGAACGCUCUUACCCAGAACCCCAAGCGCUCUCCCAAUACUGGUCCCCCUACUGACAUCAGUGGCACCCCUGAAGGCUAUUACAUGUUCAUUGAGACAUCCAGACCCCGGGAGCUGGGGGACCGUGCGAGGUUGGUGAGUCCCCUGUACAACGCCAGCGCCAAGUUCUACUGUGUCUCCUUCUUCUACCACAUGUAUGGGAAACACAUCGGCUCCCUCAAUCUUCUGGUGCGGUCCAGGAACAAAGGCGCUCUGGAUACACAUGCCUGGUCCCUCAGCGGCAACAAGGGCAAUGCGUGGCAGCAGGCCCAUGUGCCCAUCAACCCCAGUGGGCCCUUCCAGAUUAUUUUUGAGGGGGUUCGAGGCUCGGGCUACCUGGGGGAUAUUGCCAUAGAUGAUGUCACACUGAAGAAGGGAGAGUGUCCCCGGAGACAGAUGGAUCCCAACAAAGUGGUGGUGAUGCCAGGCAGCAGAGCCGCCCGCCUGCCCAGCCCGCAGCUUUGGACGUCCGUGACCAUCUUCCUCCUGGCGUUGCAGAGAUGAUGAGGGCUGUGUGGUCCCCCCACCCCACCCCGCCCCCGGCACACCAAAGUGUCCCACAUCGUACCAAAGACUGACUCCUGCCAGCCGGGGUGCCCAGGGGCGGGGCCGGCCCGCCCCACCAGGGAGGGGGCCUUCAUUGGCUGCAAGAAUGGGCGAGGAACACGGACAGAGGCCAGGCCAGGCUCUGAUGGUUGUUCAACACACGCACACACGCACACACUCGCACACUCACACACACAGAUAUAUUAAAGCACAAGUUUCUAUCCAACCUGCCAGCACCUUCUUUACUAUGGAGACAAGGGAUUCACCCGAAUGGCGUCCCCUCCUCCAAGGACCUCGGUGCCACACUGGUCUCAUCUUGGCUGCGCUGCACUGUUUCUGACCUUGUCCUGUCCCCUGACUCAAGGCCGAACUCCAGCCCAGAGGCCUGCCAGGAGGGAGCCGGGUGUGGGCAGACUCAACCUUGUGCUGUCUGGGUGGGGCUCACCGGGAUCAGAGGCAGGCUGGCUGGGACUCUGCGAGCUCUCUGACGGUCCCUUGGUCAGAGGCUGAGAAGGAAAGGGUUACCUGCUGCAGGCAACGGUCCCCGGAGUGUGGAGACAGGUUGGACAGUUGAGGCACCAGUCAGCUCAGACCCCCUUCCCUGUCCCUGAGAUGUCAUAUCCCCCUCCACACUGGGCCCAACUGGAAGGGACCCAGCACAGGGCUUAGGGUAUGGGCAGCGUGAGGACCCACCCCCAUCCUGCCCCACUGCAUAGUCCCAGCUCGGGACUCCUGGAGACGCUGGUGGUGUGAGGAGUGCUGUCCAUGCCUUUUCCCAGGUGGGGCCAGGCUUUGUCAGGGACACGGAGCCCUGCCUCUGCGGUUCCGCGUUCCCACAGGGAACAGUGAGCUCACGAGGGGAGUGGAUCCCCCGUUUCUUAGGUCCUUAGUCUGACAGGGAGUUAAGCCGCCGUCUGGUCAGCUGUGGAGCGCUGGGGUAAUGGAUGGAGGUGGCUGCGUCUCCUUGUUCCCUGGGAGCUGGGAAGAGCUCUUUGUCCUUGGACAUUGAAACGGAUGGGAUAGGGUCUAGAACUUUCCUCUUUGGUCCCCUUCGUCCCCCCCCUCCCCAGCUUCCAUGGGAGAGCAGAAUUCUAGCCCCUUCUAGAAUGAUUGCACGCACACGUGGUGUGUUUGUGUGUCCGUGCCCGAGUGCGUCUGUGUGUGUCUGUGCCUGAGAGUGUGUGUGUCCAUCCGUGUCUGUAGCACUGUGCACAUCUCUGGGUGAUUGUGUGCAGGAGUAUGAGCCCGAGCACAAGCCUAGUCUCUGUGGGUGACCGUCAGUGUGCACUUUUCUUCUUAAUGACGUCAUCAUCAUCAUCAUCACCAUCAUCAUCACGGACUGCUGGGUUGUCAGGCCAGGCUACAGUUAGACCUUCUGGUACCCAACCAGCGUGCCUGCCUUCCUGGCCUCCUCAAGGCUUCUGUCUGAAGAGAGUUGCUCUGGUUUCCAGAACACGCUUCCGUGGCAUCUGCUGGGUGUUGCUCCUUAAUUGUCCCAUCUGUGCAGAGUCUGUUGACCCCAACUAGACUGUGAGUCUCUCCCCCUCUGAGCCCCUCCUCCGCUCUUGCUGGCAUAAGGGAGAUGCCAUCCAACCAGGUGGGAUGGAUUCCAUUAGCCAGUGGUCCUUGGCCCUGGCUAUAGACCGACCCUCUAGGGGUCCCUGAGGGUGGGGUUGUGAUCUAAUGGUAUCAGGAUGCAGCCUGGCAUUAGAAACACUGAGAAGUAUCUUAGCACAACCCAGAGGGUAAGCUCAGAUGCUCUCGACUCCAGGGUCUCUGGGCCAGUGCGGUGCUGGAGAAACAGCUCCAUGCCUUCUUCUGUGGGGUUCCUACCCACCCUGUACCUGCUCCCCCACAUCCACCCAUUGUCCUGGCUGCUCUAUUGGGGGGAUCGUCUCCUGUCUCCUUUUCAGCUCUGUAUCUCAGAGCCAGACACGGGAAAGGUGCACAGUGUGGGUUGGCCCCACAUUCCAGAAUCUUCCCUGUGGUGAGAGCAGCCAUGCCUGAGGGUGUGUGGCCUGGGCUUACAACGCCUGUCUGCUAAGAAUCCUAUGCUUGGAGCGGGGGUGUGCACGUCUGUGCGAGCCCAUGGCGUGCAGGGGCUGGGGUGUCCAAUGCGUGUGUGCUGGAAGCACUUAGGUGUGUGCAGGGCUGGGAGCCUAAGUAUGGCUAAAGGUAGGAGCUUUCUGCCCGUGGGUGCCUGUGAAUCAGCAUUCCUGUAUGUGUCUUGUAGGUCAGCGUUGGGAUAGAUGACCUGUGACCACCGCAGUCCCGGGAGACUAGGCUGCCGGGGUCUAGCGUUUCUCUUCAGUGGCAGCCUCACCCUCUGUGUUGAGGGACAGAGGAAAAUUGUGGCCUUAAAACAGGGAUCCCAGAGUCAGCUCACAGGGUUCUGGGGCCCUCUUACCCCGGGCUCCUGCAGGUUAGUGUCUUUCAGGAUGGGGGAUUCUCAGCUUGAGGGUCCUACCCCCGGGGGCGGGACCACAGGUGAGCUCUGGGGAUGUCAUUCAUCUGAAAACCACGCCCGCCUGCUCCUCCCGGCACAUUCCCCCCAUCGUUCCUCCUUUCCCAUUCUCCGUCUUUCUCUGUUCUGUGGGAGCACCUGUUCAGGCUAGCGGGGGCCAGAGCGAGCCUCAGACACGCCGGCCUGUCAAGGCACAAAUGCAGAGGCUGCAGUGGGGAGGGGCAGGGCUGGCUCAAGCCUUGGAAGCCAGUGCCGCAGCCCUGGGGGCCACUGCUCCCAGGAACCUCUCACCUGACUGACUAGCUACAGGCAGCUGAGUGGAACUGACCCUUCCUUCUCUCACCUGACUGACUGACUAGCUACAGGCAGCUGAGCGGAACUGACCCUUCCUUCUCUGGGUCCCAUCCAUGCUGCUGGGCCUGUCACACAUGUGGCAGGUGUCAUGGGGAUUUUUAAUUUUUUAUAUUUUGAGAAAGAAACCACCUCCCUGUCCUAUUCUGGCCUCUUCUCCCAGAGCACAGUGACUCCCAGUCCGUGGACAGCACGGAUGCCGCGUGGCAGCUGUCAUUCUCUGUCAACACUGGCCGCAGCCACUGCUCCAGACAGAGGAGACUUUGUUUACCCUGCUGCCCGCUGCUGUCUGCACAGGAGGCUGGGCUGGGAACCAAGGCUAGCAGAUGCUGGUGUUCUCAUCCCCCUGACAUCCUCCCCAGGACCAGGAAGGUGGUGAAGGACAUGCAGUGUCCUUGGGUUUUCCUCUUCUUGCAGCUCCUUGGGGCUGGGGGUGGGGGUGGGUUUCCAGGGAAUGUCCUAGGAGUGUGAUGAGGUACCCUGUACUGGGGAGUUUCUACAGGCCAGUGGCUGAGCUCAGAUUCUGGCUGCAUUCUGUUCUGUCAGUUCUCUGUGUGUGUGUGAGCAGGUGUGCCUGUGUGUGUGUGUGUGUGUGUGCAUGAGUGUGCAUGUGUGUGUGUCUGUGUGUCUGCGUGUGUAUGGGCAGAAGGACCACUCUUUUCAGAGAUCUCUUGACCCUUAACACUGGAAGGGAUCUUAGAGGCGUCUGACCCAGUGUGCCCGUUGAACAGGUGAGGAAACUGAGGUUCAGAGAGAUGGCACCUGCCCAUCCCCAUCCCCCUCCCUUGCGUGUGUGGCCUGCCUUCAUUGCCCAGGGCCCCUGUUGGAAAUGCUCUCCCUCCUAACGCCUUCCUCCCUCCACCCAGACACCCUGUUUCCCUCCAUCUCAGCCCAGUUGGGCAGGAGGGGGAGUGCUCCAGGGCAUCCUCAGGCACCACCAUCCUCUGCCCCAGGGCGGCUGCUCAUCAUGUCCUUAUCCCCGGCCCAUAAGGGACAGGAAAGAGGGACUGUUGGAGUCCUGGGGCCUCAGGGAUGGGAGGAAUCCCUUCCCAUAUGCCCAGGCCCAUAUGUCUGCCCUGCUCACCCUGCCACCGAGGUAAAAGCACAACAGGAGACCCCCACUCACGGGUGACAUGCCUUGGGGUCGCCUUCAGUCUCACGACCCUGCCUCACCCCUUUGCCUUGCUCUCCGUCUCCACCCAGCCUCUGUCCCCCAUCACCAAUCUUUCUCUCUUCCACAAACCCCAAAAUGUAACCUCUAGUUGCGGCCGCGGUUGUUUCAAUCAAUAAAGAUGCAGUGUUCUAGAA
Messenger RNA from Mesocricetus auratus (golden hamster), 8009 nucleotides. RefSeq names its product MAM domain containing glycosylphosphatidylinositol anchor 1 (gene Mdga1). Gene Ontology annotation, cellular component: plasma membrane. The transcript has 17 exons. The coding region runs from base 977 to 3844 and encodes 955 amino acids. Gene Ontology annotation, molecular function: protein binding. The record is from RefSeq and is a predicted model, not a curated record. Gene Ontology annotation, biological process: homophilic cell-cell adhesion. NCBI's taxonomy places the organism in Eukaryota, Metazoa, Chordata, Mammalia, Rodentia, Cricetidae.